UUUUUUUCUCUUAUGUAUGAGAUUUGGGUACUUAAAAACUAGCAACGACGCUAUCACAUAUCCGCCGAAUAAUGCAGCGACAACCAAACCCAUAAUGCUUCUAAUCACACGGCGAAGUAAUCACGCAACCGCACUCAAGUGCAAAAUCUGCUGCGUCUGCCUGUGCUGAAUAUAUGAAACUAAAUUGAUUAUUGCGCAUGUGUGGGAGUGUGUGUGUGUGCCGUUCGCUAGCUUGAUUACUGAAUAUUAUUGUUCAAUGAUUUUUUUCUCCAUAAUUAUUGGUACCAGUGAAAUGCACAUAAUUUUGUAAUAAUACCGGGCUUUUACCGGCUUCUCUCAGCAGUAAAAAUCAAUAUCAGAUAGUUAUAAUUCUGUCUGCGCUUCCUGCGCAUGUCGCGCAAGUGUCAGCGGUGUCAAUGUGGUGGGUAGUUGCACACGAAGCAAUCGUGGGGCGUUCGUAAUACUUCGUGGACUCUCGCCAUCAACCGAACAAACUUCGCGCAUCGCGCGGGCGCGCGUAGAAGGCGUUUUUGGCUUGGAAUUGGAUGCUCUUGGCAGCAGUGGCUGUGGUGCUCCCCCCACUCCGUUUCUAUAAUCCUGAUAGUCGUACGUUGUUCUGUUUCUAAUUCGCAGACGUAAAAUACCGGCGGUUUGCCUGCCCUGUGAUUACUCAGAGUGACAUUGUCGCUGUAAAGAUGGCUGAGGAAGAGGCCGCGGGGAAAGCGCAAGAAGCAAUGGAGGUAGAUGAAGGGCAAAAUAAAAGCGAUGAUUUGAAAAUGAAUGGAAAUGUUGAAGAAGCGAAUGAAGUAAAAAACGGAGUAGAAGAUGAACCAAAAGUAAAUGGUGAAGAAAAGAAAGAUACCAAUAAAGUAACAGGGCUUUUCAAAGUUAAAGUUAGCGGUUUACCAAGAUUCUAUCCUUUAGGGGAGUUCAAAAAGCUAGUGAAAGAAGAACUGGGACUGGCAUUAAAUUACGUUCGUUGUCCAAAGAAAGGAAAUCCGUGGCUCCACUUAACCUUCAAUACUGCUGAGGAACAACAAAGGGCUCUCAAAGCUCUUCAUAGAUAUACUUGGAGAAGAAAAACUCUGAGUUGUAAUAUAGUCACAAACGAUGCCCAGAAACGUAAACCUGAAGAUGGUAUGGGAGAUGACAGUGAUGCCAAGAAAGCAAAAUUAGAUUUGUCAGUGGAUGAAAGAGUGUUAAUGAUUACUAUUCCGUACCAUAACAUUCCCUAUGAAGAACAGCUUAAAAAGAAAACAGAAGAACUGCGAGCAAUGGUGCAACGUCUUGGGGAGUUAGUUGUCCGCCAGAACCCAGCUUUGGCAGGAUGGGCUGAGCAACAGCGGAAGAAAAACGAGGGACUUGUUUUCCGAUUGGAGGAAAUUCGACCAUCACCAGUUGUUGAUGCAUAUCGUAACAAAUGCGAGUUCAGAGUUGGCCUAAACCCUGACACGCAAGAGCGCACUGUUGGCUGUCGCCUGGAGAACUACAAGGAUGGCUCGAUGGGGGUCGGGCCCGCCGAUUCUCUAAAACAUUUACCUGAUCGAAUGAGAGAGGCUGUUAAGCUGUUUCAAGAAUACGUUCGUAAAUCGGACAAGGAACCAUUUUCUGUUGAAACAAGACAAGGCUAUUGGCGGCACUUAAUUGUGCGAGUGACUUGCAGUGGUGAUGUUAUGUUGGUAGUAGUUGCACAUCCUCAGUCAUUAACUGAAGAGGAACUUACCAAAGUCAAAGAUGAUCUUCGUGACUAUUUUGUGAAUGGAGAAGGAAGAGCUUGCAAUGUAUCAUCUCUUUAUUUCCAGAAAUUUACUGAAAAACUUGUUGGAGUACCUUUGCCAGAAAUGGAACAUCUUUAUGGCAAGACACAUUUGGAAGAACAGAUGUUGGAUCUAGUUUUUCACUUGUCUCCCACAUCAUAUUUUCAGAAAUGUGGGCAAGUCUUUGGCAUUGAAUACCUCUCACAAAAUAUAGAAGAUGCCAAGUAUAAUGCAAAGCAAAAUGACAUUACAAACUGUGAAUUCAUUGCUGGCCGUGUGGAGGAUAUUUUGCCUACACUUUCUGAAAAAAUAACAGGGAAGAGUGUGGUACCAAUUUUGGAUCCACCUAGAGCUGGAUUAAAUCAGAAGGUUCUGGCCCAACUGCGGCGUUUGGAUACUGUGCAGCGUCUGGUGUAUGUGUGUUCAAACCAUAAGGCACCUAUUCGAAACUUUUUGGACCUCUGUUGUCCGACAGGAAAACAUGCAAUGAGUGGGCAUCCAUUUGUACCAGUGCGUACUGUGCCAGUGGAUGUUGUACCUCACACUGCACAUGCUCAAAUGGCAGUUCUCUUGGAGCGUGUGGAUCCUUCUACAUUACCGCGUGCUAUGGCACCCCUCACUUCUUCAGGACGCAAGAUGCGUGGUGGAGGACGAGGAGCCAAAGCUGGAAUGUCUCGUGGAGCUGGUCGAGGUCGUGGACGAGGUCUCCCAAUGCCUCGAGGAGGAGGAGGAGGUGGUCGAGGACGUGGCGUUCCUCUGCUUCGUGGGCCCCCUAUGCCACUGCCACCACCACCUCAUCGUAUGGGAUUCGGAGCUGGCCCUCCACCUAUGAGAGAGCCCUUGGUUAGACCAAGACCGCGAGGGGAUUUUAUGGAUGGAUAUGGUCCUCCACCAGGUAGUCGACGGCCUAGAGUUGACUUUUCUUCUGAUGAGCUGACUCUUAGUCGCUAUUCUGAUUUCCGUCGUGAUGUUGAAGAUGCAAUUGAUUCGUCAAUGGGUCCUCGGCCAUUGUUGCCUGGCCCUCCACGCCGACUUCCUCCACCAGUGCGAGAUCCAUUGGUGGGAGGAUUAGGUCCAGCAGCUACUGCUGCUAUGCUGGAGCGGGAGGAGAUGGCAUUUCGUGCUGGGCUCACACGGGGCCUUGUUAGAGCUGCAGCUGGAUUCGGACCACCCCCACCCCACAAUAUGUAUUCCCCUCCGUUUGGACCUCCUGGUCCAUCCCAAGGUCGCUUUAAAGGAGUAGGAAAGCGAGGUGGAGGUGGGACAUCCAAUCGUGGUCGAGGCCGUCGGGGACGUGGGCCACGAUAAUUAUUUUAAUUUGGAACCCUUACAGGCUGUUACAGCCUGUGCCAUGUUUUUGCAACUGAUGUUAAAGCAAGAACUUGUGAGGUUCAUCCACACCAUUUCAAUAUUUUAAUAAUUUGACUUUGUUAGGUUCUUGAUUCAAAUUGAAUUCUGGACCAGUUUGUUCAAUUCCAAUUUAAAUCAUUGUGUAAUUGUGCAUUUUUUAUUGAAUGUAUGGUUUCUUGUCUCCUGUCUGUUCUUGUUAAGUUUCAUUUAUUUUGUCUCAAAUUUCUACAUUUGCUACUUAAAUACUAAGUAUACUUACAGACAUAUGGCACAAAAGUAUGAGAGGAUUUGUGAGAAGUUAGUCCAAAUGAGAUUCAUUGAAUAUUUGAUACUUUUGAAUAAUUUAUUAAUAUCCUUUCUCAUUGGAACUUUCCUAGAUUUGUCAUUUCUGACUGUUCCUGUUACAUGCUCUCUUAAUUUAAAACUAAAUUAUUUAAUCUCCUGAUCCUUGUAUUUUGUGUUUGUGAUAUUAAAAGACUACUUUUUUCGCUUAAAGUAAAGAGUUGUCACACUGCCAUCUGCAUCUCAUCUGAGGCAGCGACUAGAAUUUUUUUUAUAUUUAUAUGUGUCUAAUUUUUAUAUAUAUCAUCUCAAAUUUCAAAUUGUGUUAUCGUAAACUUAGAUUAGUGAAUUGCUAUUAGAAUACUCGCACUGUAGAGUAUAUAAACACAACACAAAUUCAGUAUAUUGAUGUUUCUAGUGUGUAUAUGUGUAUGUGUGAUGUUUACCUGAUGACCAAUGGUCAUUUGACUGCACACUCCUCAUGUUGCAAUAUUCCUUUUGUAAUAAAAACAUUAUUUACUCAA
Gryllus bimaculatus (two-spotted cricket) is the source of this 3913-nucleotide messenger RNA. The record is from the annotation of a GenBank genome assembly. NCBI's taxonomy places the organism in Eukaryota, Metazoa, Arthropoda, Insecta, Orthoptera, Gryllidae.